This is a messenger RNA of Miscanthus lutarioriparius, 243 nucleotides long. The record is from the annotation of a GenBank genome assembly. NCBI's taxonomy places the organism in Eukaryota, Viridiplantae, Streptophyta, Magnoliopsida, Poales, Poaceae.
AUGAUGGCGGCGGCGCCCAUGGAAGCGCAAACGGCGCAACCUCCCUCCGAUCCGUCGUCCGCCGCCGCCUACCCACGGUGGGUGAUGCUCGAGCCGGACAUGAAGAUCCAGGCCGAGGGCUCCUCUUGCUCCACGUCCGACGCAAGCAAGACCCUGGCGGCUGAGCACCGGGCACCUGAUCCAAGUCUCCCUCCGCCUUGUGGAGCCACCAGGGGUUUCGUGCGUCUGCCUUCAGAUUCCUGA